This is a messenger RNA of Dipodomys ordii (Ord's kangaroo rat), 1080 nucleotides long. RefSeq names its product TSR3, 20S rRNA accumulation, homolog (S. cerevisiae) (gene Tsr3). Gene Ontology annotation, biological process: maturation of SSU-rRNA. The transcript has 5 exons. NCBI's taxonomy places the organism in Eukaryota, Metazoa, Chordata, Mammalia, Rodentia, Heteromyidae. The record is from RefSeq and is a predicted model, not a curated record. Gene Ontology annotation, molecular function: rRNA small subunit aminocarboxypropyltransferase activity. The annotation marks the transcript as partial.
GGCCUGGUGCUCAGCCCCGCGGGCGCGCAGUGCGUGUCCCCGGCAGACAGGCAGCUGGUGGCCCGGUCCGGGAUCGCUGUUAUAGACUGCUCGUGGGCCAGACUGGACGAGACACCCUUGGAGAAGAUGCGGGGCGGCCACACGCGGCUGCUGCCCUACCUGGUGGCUGCCAACCCCGUCAACUACGGCCGGCCCUGCAGGCUUUCCUGCGUCGAGGCUUUUGCUGCCACCUUCUGUAUUGUGGGCUUUCCAGAUCUUGGUGUCAUUUUGCUGCAGAAGUUUAAGUGGGGCAAGGGCUUCUUGGACCUGAACCGCCACCUCCUGGAUAAGUACGCUGCCUGCAGUGGUCCGGAGGAGGUCGUACAGGCAGAACAGGCGUUACUGGCAAGCGAGAAGGACAGGCCCCCGGAGGAGGAAAUCGAUCCCUUUGAUGUGGAUUCAGGUCGAGAGUUUGCAAACCCCAACAGACCUGUGGCCAGCACCCGACUGCCUCUGGAAACAAGUGACAGUGACGAGUCUGAGGAUCAGGGGCCUGGCUCUGAGGACGGAGGCGGCGGCAGCAGCAGCUGCUCGGAGGAGGAGGAGGAGGAGGAAGCGGCGGAGCAGGAAGAGGGGGAGGAAGAGGAGGCAGCGGCGGCGGCUCCUGGGGCCAGAGCCCCAGCCCCAGCUUGGAAAGGAAUUAAGAAACGGCAAAGAGACUGAAGGUUGCAGACACGACAUUGUUGAGAGAACUGUGGAGGUCCAGCGACGGCAGUGGGACGUGGGGUGGACAGGCCUGGCAGCACCAGCCCGCUGCAGCCGCCCGCAGGGCUGGGCCCCACCUUGGGCUCUCCGCAAGCCGCAGGCCUUGGAAGGGCCUCCGGCGCAAGUCUGGGCACGGAGGGUCGGGAGUGCGCUGCCUGCUGGGGUGCGCAGCGGGGGCCGGGCUGUGCUUGCAUGCACGUGUGCGGAGGGCAGCCGAGGGACACCGAGCUCCUUGUCCUGCUCGCCAGCCUCUGGGACCCCGGGAGACCUCCCGAAGCUUGGGGCCAGACGGGGCCCCGGAUGAGCACGCGCAGCCUGCCGCCUCCUGUGAGCUGC